CAUGCAGGUACGUGGAGUUAGCUUUCCAGAGGUACCUGAACUUCCAAAAUAUCCUGAGAGGAUAUUGUUCUGUGGCUGGCGGCGUGAUAUUCAUGAUAUGAUUAUGGUUCUGGAGGCAUUUCUCGCACCAGGUUCAGAACUGUGGAUGUUUAACGAGGUUACAGAAAAAGAAAGAGAGACGAAAUUGAAUGAUGGCGGACUUGAUAUUUCUGGAUUGGAAAACAUUAAACUUGUCCACCGCGAGGGAAAUGCUGUCAUUAGAAGGCACUUAGAAAGCCUUCCUUUGGAGACUUUUGAUUCUAUGAGUCAAUGGAGGACUCUGUAGUGCAUUCGGACUCU
Molecule: messenger RNA, 339 nt
Organism: Hibiscus syriacus
Lineage: Eukaryota; Viridiplantae; Streptophyta; Magnoliopsida; Malvales; Malvaceae
Product: ion channel POLLUX-like
Exons: 3
Coding region: 2-325 (107 amino acids)
Biological process (GO): monoatomic ion transport
Source: RefSeq, a predicted model, not a curated record